AUGACUAUUGAACCUGAAGUAUCACGUCGUCGCUCACUUCGCAAUGUGCCAUCGUUAUCAGCCAUGAUCAAAUCCACAUCGUUGAGAUCAUUGGACCCUGAUCAAGCAAGCAUUGUAUCGACUCGUACCAGUACAUCCACGAGCCAGCACAAUAUGACUCGGCGGCAAUCAUUGACUCGGGCCACAGCAUCCAGUCUUGCCAAGAUGGUUAACUUUUCAUCAACGACCACCGAUGAACAACAGCAACAGCAACAAAGCAAAUCAUCACGAUUCAACAAGCUUUUGAAAAAACGAUCCUCUCAGGAACGCCCUCCAUCUCAAUUACCGACCAAAGGGAAAAAGGACAAUCAUGUAUCCUCGUUACCAUCGCCACCGACUACACCCUUGCCAACAGCUACAGCCAACAAGAGGCGCUGGUCGCCAUUUCGAUCACCACGCAACAGCACAUCAGGCCAAGAUACUCCACCCAUGCCAACAUCACCAUCCAUAUCAACAAUGGCAGGUACUAGUAGUACUAUCACGCAGCUACACAAUAGCGAGGAAAACGAUGAUGGCACCUUAUUGAUGGGUGAACGACCUCCUCAAUUGCCACCCAUUGAGCAAGACCAACAAGGAUUCAUGCUUGAUUUAAAAACGUCUGACAGCACGAAAAGCAGCCAUAAAAGUGCCAGUAGCAGCAGCACAACAACGGCUAACCGUCGACGAUCCAUGCCACCAUCAGCUGCACUUGUGACUCCUUCAAGCAGCAUGAAUCGAAAACGCCAUAGCACGGGUACUGCAUUUGCUCAACAAGCAGCUGCUGUUAUCCCUUCAGCCUCGGUAUCAUUGGCACGCGGUAGCAACAACAAUAAACCCAAAUGUGAGGCAUGUUUACGCCGAGAAGCAAGAAGGGCUUCAUCGAGUGAUACUACUGCUGAAGUAUCAAAGAACAAGGAGGAAGGGGUUACAUGCGAAAUCAAGGAGCACAAGGAGAUCAACAAGCUUACGACCAAGACAACAAAGAAUGAUGGUGAUGAGAAGGAAAUGGAUCAAUCACAUGACCUAGGCACCAAACAUCAUCAUCAACAAGAAGUGACAAUUCAAGAAACGGAUGCACAUGAAGAUGCUAACAAAGAAAUGGACGAGGAGCAACAACAAAAAGAAGAAGAUGAUGAUGCGAUGGUGGUUGUUGAGAAUAGCAAGGACGACAACGAAACGAUUAUUUCAUCCCUGUCCAGUAAGCAGGAAACGGAGUCUACGACAGCAGGUGGUGAUGCAUUAGUUGAGGAACAAGAUAAACUGCAGGAUGUGAUGGUGGCGCAUGUUGGCUCGAAUGAUGAUGAUUUAUCGGUGGAGGAUAUGCAAAAGAACCUUGGCCCUGCAGAAAGUCAUGCACAAGAAGAGCACGUAUCCAACACAAAGGAACAUCAAGUCGUUGUUUCCAUGCAACAACAAGACACUGCAACAAUCACCACUACGCCUGUCGAUCCACCAUCACCACCAUCACUCAAUAACAAUGAUAGCAUUGAUGCCCUGGUUGUUGAAGAAUUAAGUAUCUCACAUCCCAACACUACGACCACAUCCACCGCUCUGCGUUUUAUUUCUGAUGAGCAACAAGACAACUCCACCUCCUCCACCACUACUACAUCCCAUGAUCAAGUUGAUAUUGAGCCUUCACCACCCACGUCAACUCAUUCCGAUUCAACCAUUGCUUCCGAAGAUAACCCUACGACGGCGCAUCAAGAUGUUCAGCAGCAGCAGCAACCCACGGUCUCCAUGGCAACAUCGUCAUCCAGCAGUCUUGCCAUCAUGCAGCCGAUUGCAUCUCGUGCAGCGCUUGUACCGUCUACGGCUGAACAAUCGCUUGUACGACUCAUUGCUAGUUGUAUGGCACAUGCUGAUAAGCUCGAAGCACUUGCCAACGAAGUGAGUCGAUCCGAAUACCGAGUCAGCCAGCUCUUGCAACAACAUCAAGCAUUGAUUCAGUCGUUGGAUGCCCGUGAACACCGUUACAUGAUGCAUGUUCAAACCUAUCAACAACUCCUUGCAAGCCAAACACGCAUGUUGAAUGAAUUGGAGCAAUUACAAGGCCGCCUUUCAUCAGCACCUUUAUCUUGUUGGCAUCCGCCUUCGCCUUGGUGGGCUACUCUGGCUCCUCAUAAUGGAGGCAAAAUUAUCACUCAGCAAAAGAACAACCUUGGACACACAACCGACAUUGUUGUCGCUGGAACUUGUGUUGCCCAUAAUCCUCCACAGCAUCUCAUGCUCACCAAUGAUGACAAUGCCCACCAAUCCACUAUCUAUCAUCACUAUCUAUUGCAUAUCGGCCAUGAUGAACGCAGCGUCAAGUUUGUCCUAUGUCCUCCAGAUCAAUGGGUCCCAGAUGAAUAUGCCGAUGGUUGCCAGGAGACGCAUUGCGAUACCCACUUUAAUCUUUUCAACCGACGCCAUCAUUGUCGAAGCUGUGGACAUAUCUUUUGCAACCAACAUAGUCAAAAUCGUCUUCCACUCUUUGAGCCAUUGAAUAGAGACAAGGGCGAAUGGGCACGCGUUUGUGAUACAUGCUUUUACCGAUUAUUGGAUCGAAAUACAUCUUCCUUGACGACAUCAUCAUGA
Molecule: messenger RNA, 2595 nt
Organism: Lichtheimia ornata
Lineage: Eukaryota; Fungi; Mucoromycota; Mucoromycetes; Mucorales; Lichtheimiaceae
Exons: 3
Coding region: 1-2595 (864 amino acids)
Biological process (GO): protein transport to vacuole involved in ubiquitin-dependent protein catabolic process via the multivesicular body sorting pathway; protein targeting to vacuole
Cellular component (GO): ESCRT-0 complex
Molecular function (GO): phosphatidylinositol-3-phosphate binding; metal ion binding; ubiquitin binding
Source: RefSeq, a predicted model, not a curated record